Messenger RNA from Auanema sp. JU1783, 327 nucleotides. The record is from the annotation of a GenBank genome assembly. Lineage: Eukaryota; Metazoa; Nematoda; Chromadorea; Rhabditida; Rhabditidae.
AUGGAGCAAGUGGUUCAAUUCAUUCUGGUCUUACUCAAAACUCUUUACUUCUGUAUCGAGGCGAGUAUCAAGGCCUUGUUGCCAAUUGGAAUUCUUCCUCGUAAGGAUGUUAGAGGUCAAACUGUUCUCAUCACUGGCUCUGGCAGUGGUAUUGGCAGAUUGAUGGCUGUUGAGUUUGCAAAACUCGGUUGUGUUCUUGUGCUGUGGGAUAUCAAUGAGAAAGGCAACAAGGAAACAAAGGAUCUGAUCGACAGUACUGGAGUCAAGGUGUGUCCUUUAACAUUUUUAAACAAAUUAAUUUCAUUCAAAUGCCCUAACACAACGUGA